AUGAUGUUAGAGGACGACGACGACGAAUAUCUUUACGGAGCCUCCACUAAACCACAGACUCCAACGCAAGUUCAACCAACAUCGAGUAGCGCUGCCUCAGUCUCUCACCCAAAACCCGUUGAGAACACUCUCGCCACCAACGGAAUCGUCUCUCAAUUGGAAGCUGCAGCAGAAAGCCAGGUUGAAGCUCAAGAACUUCUGCAUGACCGGCAAGUAUCUCCUGGCACGCCACAGCAGGAGUCAACACCGGAAGAUGGGUCAGAUGCAGAUGCAGAAGGAGUAGAGGAAAGCGGAGAAGAAGAGGAUGAAGAUAUUGAAAUUAUCAUUGAUACUGAACGGGCUCCACGUUCAGUGGACUUUCGUCCCAAUGCCCAACGUGCCUCCCAAAACCGAAACAUAAGCUCCUCGCAUCCUACACCAGCAAAAGCAUCUCAACCGACGCUCACGACCGAAUACACACCCAUGCAGAGGGGUGCGGUUGGAACGCCCUCUAAACCUCUGCCUGGCGCUGGCGGAUCAUCCUCGACUAUCGCAGCUUCAUCAUCAAAUCUUUCUGUGCCCGCCUCUUUCAUAACGACAAUACCGGAUUCUUCUGAGGAUGUUCCGGCAGUCGAUCCAUCAACCUUACCCCCCGCAAUAGCUCCACCUUCGCAUCCCAAAAUUGACCCCAAUGAAACCGGUAUGUUGGACGGUCGUUCCAUAUUCGAGGUCGACAUUGGAGCUAUGUCUGAAAAGCCCUGGCGGCGGGCCGGUUCCGAUAUCAGUGACUGGUUCAACUAUGGGUUCGAUGAGAUUAGUUGGGAGGCUUAUUGUUACAGGAGAAGAGAGAUGGGAGACGUUGCUGGAAUAAUGAAAGUGAACGUCCUGAAUUUCUCUGGAAUGCAAGAGGACCAGUUAGCGGCUCUACCGCCCGAAGUUCGACAGAUGGUUAUGACGGGGACAUCUGCUAUGAUGAACCAAAUGAACCAGAUUAACCAGGCUGUGGCGGGUGCUGGGGGCGGUGGAAUGGGUGUAGAUAUGGGAAUGAAUCCAGGGAUGAUGAAUCCGGGAGUCAUGAUGGAUAUGGGGAUGAUGAACCCAAUGGCCGGCAUGGGUAUGAAUGGCGACAUGGGGAACAUGGGUAUGGGUCAAAUGGGCAUGACGAUGGACGGGCAACCCCAGGGUGUCCCCGGCGGUGGUAUGGGCGGUGGUAUGGGCGGCGGUAUGGGUGGCGGUAUGCCGGGAAACAGUACGCCUGAGCAGGGAGGUAUGGGUAUGAUGCAAGAAGGUGGGUUCUCGGGUGCAAUGGGAAUGGGAAUGGAGUUUGGAAUGCAGGACAAUCAGAUGUACCCUGGGAUGGAACAAGGUCAACCACCCGCUGGGCCCGCAGCAGGGAAUGUUGUUCAAGUCUCGGGGCCUGGUGCGCGGCCAGGGGGAGCAACACCACAACCGUUUUCUGGAAGAGGAAGAGGCGUUACACCGGUUCCGGUGGGUGGGCGUGGACGAGUGACACCAUUCCCAGCAAGAGGCAGAGGCAGAGGAAUGUAUGGUCCUGGCGAGGGUGCCCCCGUUGCACCAGUACGACCCGCCUCGCCACUCCCUCCAAAUGUACCCACUGGUCCGCGUAAUCAAAACAAAUACAAGGACCGAGACGGAAAUGCGCCUGCUGUAGAUGGUCUGGAUUAUGGCGGUGAUCGGGAUCGAGAUAGCAGAGAAAAAGACUACAGAGACAGAGAUCGAGGAGAAAAGACGAGAACACCUAGUCGAGAGCCAGAAGAUAGAUCCAGUCGAAAACGUCGAAGCUCACCUAGCCUGGAUGACGGUCGUGGUUCCAAGCGACGAUGA
Messenger RNA from Marasmius oreades (fairy-ring Marasmius), 1824 nucleotides. RefSeq lists its product as uncharacterized. The coding region runs from base 1 to 1824 and encodes 607 amino acids. Gene Ontology annotation, biological process: mRNA processing. The transcript is spliced from 12 exons. The record is from RefSeq and is a predicted model, not a curated record. Lineage: Eukaryota; Fungi; Basidiomycota; Agaricomycetes; Agaricales; Marasmiaceae.